CGGCAAACGACUUUUCUCCUUGCCUCCUCGCCCCGCAUGUUCAGGACCAAACGAUCUGCGCUCGUCCGGCGUCUCUGGAGGAGCCGUGCGCCCGGCGGCGAGGACGAGGAGGAGGGCGCGGGGGGAGGUGGAGGAGGAGGCGAGCUGCGGGGAGAAGGGGCGACGGACGGACGGGCACAUGGGGCCGGUGGCAGCGGCGCAGGCAGGGCUGGCUGCUGCCUGGGCAAGGCGGCCCGAGGUGCCAAAGGUCACCAUCCCCACCCCCCAGCCGCGGGCACCGGUGCGGCCGGGUGCGCCGAGGCGGAUCUGAAGGCACUCACCCACUCGGUGCUCAAGAAACUGAAGGAACGGCAGCUGGAGCUGCUGCUCCAGGCCGUGGAGUCCCGCGGCGGUACGCGCACCGCGUGCCUCUUGCUGCCCGGCCGCCUGGACUGCAGGCUGGGCCUGGGGGCGCCCGCCGGCUCGCAGCCCGCCCAGUCGCCCUCGUCCUAUUCGCUCCCCCUCCUGCUGUGCAAAGUGUUCAGGUGGCCGGAUCUCAGGCAUUCCUCGGAAGUCAAGAGGCUGUGUUGCUGUGAAUCUUACGGGAAGAUCAACCCCGAGCUGGUGUGCUGCAACCCCCAUCACCUUAGUCGACUCUGCGAACUAGAGUCUCCUCCUCCUCCCUACUCCAGAUACCCGAUGGAUUUUCUCAAACCAACUGCAGACUGUCCAGAUGCUGUGCCUUCCUCCGCUGAAACAGGGGGAACGAAUUAUCUGGCCCCUGGGGGGCUUUCAGAUUCCCACCUUCUCCUGGAGCCUGGGGAUCGGUCACACUGGUGCGUGGUGGCAUACUGGGAGGAGAAGACGCGCGUGGGGCGGCUCUACUGCGUCCAGGAGCCCUCCCUGGACAUCUUCUAUGAUCUACCUCAGGGGAACGGCUUUUGCCUCGGACAGCUCAAUUCGGACAACAAGAGUCAGCUGGUGCAGAAAGUGCGGAGCAAAAUCGGCUGCGGCAUCCAGCUCACGCGGGAGGUGGACGGCGUGUGGGUGUACAACCGCAGCAGCUACCCCAUCUUCAUCAAGUCGGCCACACUGGACAACCCGGACUCCAGGACGCUGCUGGUGCACAAGGUGUUCCCCGGCUUCUCCAUCAAGGCCUUCGACUACGAGAAGGCGUACAGCCUGCAGCGGCCCAACGACCACGAGUUCAUGCAGCAGCCGUGGACUGGCUUCACCGUGCAGAUCAGCUUCGUGAAGGGCUGGGGCCAGUGCUACACCCGCCAGUUCAUCAGCAGCUGCCCGUGCUGGCUGGAGGUCAUCUUCAACAGCCGGUAGCCGCGCGCUGGCGGCCGAGGACAGAGCGAGCCGGGCGGGCCCAGUCCAAACUACUUUGCUGCUAAUAUUUUCCUCCUGAGUGCUUGCUUUUCAUGCAGAAGUCUUUGGUCAUUGUUCUUUUUUUUUUUCUCUCUCUCUCCUUCUUGUCAUCCUUGUUUAUGUUCCGUUUUGUUUUGUUCUUUGAGAAGUAGCUUAUGAAAAGAAUUGUUGGGGUCUUUUUUGGGGGGGAGAGAUCAUACGGUUGGCAAGACACCCCCAUGUGAAAAGGGGAAGCAAAAAUCAGUCCCCCUGAACACAGUGCAUGAAUGGGGAGCAGCCCCUAAUUCUGGGGGUCAUCGUUUCACUUGUCAGGGUGGGUAUGUGAACAGGUGGGUGUGUGUGUGUGUGCGCACGCCCAUGAGCUCUGUGCUCCCAGCUGUGUCUCCCUUGCCCUCUGGACAUGCUCAGUGAGGCAGAGACAGCACCUGGGGCAGCCUGAGCCCAAUGUCUCAGCAGUUGCCUGAAGCAAGGCUCUGCCCUCAGCCAGGGAAGCCCCCCGCCCCGCCCUCCCCUUCUAAGGACCCAGGCCUGUCACUAGGCUUCUUAGAAACAACGCUGACUCAGAAUCGUUUUCGAGUUUGUCUUAACUCCCCUCCAGCCACCCUGUUGCCAUUGUCUUCCCUCUGUGGCACCUGCUCCUGGAUGUGUCUGAGCUACAGUAUUGCUCACCCGGUGCCCUCUCAGGCCCUCAGCCUCUCCCCUGCCCCGGACCCCUCAGGUUUUACCCGGACUCAGAAAAUCAGCUCAGCACUUUGCUCUCCUGCGGCCUGUGUUGAGCUCUGCUGUUAGACCAGCGAGGGGAGCAGCCCGCUUCCCACCAAGGAUUCGGUCCAUCAUAACCCAAGGUACCGUCCUGGACUGACACCUAACUCUUCUUUCGUUUCUUCUCCAACUCAUACACUCGUAUGAUGUGUUGACACUGCUCUUAGCUCAAUGAGCAUGUUUAGACUUUAACAUAAGCUAUUUUUCUAACUACAAAGGUUUAAGUGAACAAGAGAAGCAUUCUCAUUGGAAAUUUAGCAUUGUAGUGCUUUUGAGAGAAAGGACUCCUGGAAAAAAAACAAAAAACACACAAAACCCUGAGAUUUAUUAAAGAAAAAAUGUAUUUUAUGUUAUAUAUAAAUAUAUUAUUACUUGUAAAUAUAAAGACGUUUUAUAAGCAUCAUUAUUUAUGUAUUGUGCAAUGUGUAUAAACAAGAAAAAUAAAGAAAAGAUGCACUUUGCUUUAAUAUAAAUGCAAAUAACAAAUGCCAAAUUAAAAAAAAGAUAAACACAAGAUUGGUGUUUUUUUCUAUGGGUGUUAUCACCUGGCUGAAUGUUUUUCUAAAGGAGUUUAUGUUCCAUUAAACAAUUUUUAAAAUGUAUACUUGA
Myotis myotis is the source of this 2724-nucleotide messenger RNA. It is a transcript of the gene SMAD7, whose product is annotated as SMAD family member 7. The record is from RefSeq and is a predicted model, not a curated record. The transcript has 4 exons. Gene Ontology annotation, biological process: cell differentiation; BMP signaling pathway; transforming growth factor beta receptor signaling pathway. Bases 37 to 1314 code for a protein of 425 amino acids. Lineage: Eukaryota; Metazoa; Chordata; Mammalia; Chiroptera; Vespertilionidae. Gene Ontology annotation, cellular component: heteromeric SMAD protein complex. Gene Ontology annotation, molecular function: transcription regulator inhibitor activity; I-SMAD binding.